UUUACACGUCUCUAGGACAUUUGCGGCAUGCACACAUCUCUAGCCAUUGGAAAAAAUAAAAUUGUCGGAGUUUUUAUGUGCUUGCGAAGUAGUAAUUCAUCUUUAUUUAACUAUGUCGGUACACUAUAAAUUCAAGAGUACCCUCAAUUUUGAUACAAUAACGUUUGAUGGACUUCACAUUUCCGUUGGUGACUUGAAAAGAGAGAUUGUGCAGCAGAAGCGACUGGGAAAAGUAAUCGACUUUGAUCUUCAAAUCACAAAUGCUCAGAGUAAAGAAGAAUAUAAGGAUGAUGGAGUACUUAUUCCGAAAAACACCACCUUGAUUAUUUCGCGCAUUCCAAUUGCCCACCCCACAAAGAAAGGUUGGGAGCCACCGGCAGCAGAUAAUGCCUUUGCAGCGGCGCCAACCAAGCAGGACAACUUCAACAUGGAUUUGUCCAAAAUGCAAGGAAGCGAGGAGGACAAAAUCCAAGCCAUGAUGAUGCAAAGCACGGUUGACUAUGAUCCCAAGACGUACCACCGCAUUAAGGGGCAAUCUCAAGUGGGUGAAGUCCCAGCAUCCUACCGAUGCAACAAAUGCAAAAAGAGCGGUCACUGGAUAAAAAACUGCCCCUUUAUUUUGGGAAAGGAUCAGCAGGAGGUCAAAAGAAACACUGGAAUUCCGCGGUCUUUUAGGGACAAGCCUGAAACUUCAGAGAACGAAUCCUCCGAUUUCGUUCUGCCUGCUGUACAAAACCAGGAAAUUCCUGAGGAUCUAAUAUGCGGAAUUUGCCGCGACCUAUUCGUAGAUGCAGUCAUGAUACCCUGCUGUGGAAGUUCCUUUUGCGACGACUGUGUUCGCACUUCGCUACUGGAGUCUGAGGAUAGCGAGUGUCCCGAUUGCAAAGAGAAAAACUGCUCACCUGGCUCUUUGAUUCCUAAUCGAUUUUUGAGGAAUUCUGUUAAUGCCUUCAAAAACGAGACUGGAUACAAAAUAAGUGCGAUUAAAUCAGCUGCUGUGAAAAAUGAGGAUAAACCUCUUGUUGAAAAGGAUGUCGAGGAAAAGCCGGUGAUCGCCGAAGAGGAACCCGAAGAGAAAGAGGAAACAAACGAAAAACAGGAAGAAUCGGGAACUAAUGGCAACAAUCUGCCGAAAUCAGAGUCCCCAGAACCUCCACCAAACGUAGAGCCAUCACAAAAGGAGAAAGAUAAAUUUGACUCAGACUAUGAAGAUAACAUAACCAUCAAAAUGCCCCCAUUUUCUGCAGAUUCUACGUCAGUUCCAAGCAAGAGAUCUCCGACUUAUUCCCAAAAGACGAGUGAAUCCUCUCACCGACGAGAAGGACCGGAUUACGAUUUGGAACGAGAUCACAAGCAUCACGUGUCAUCAAAGUCGGAGACUGGCCACAAGGAACGAAGUCUCCUGCCCACGCCCAUUGGUACAGUGCCCAGCUAUCCGGGACACAUGAUUGGGGAAUCGGAGGAGGCUCGCCGAUCGAGUGCCUAUAAGCCACCGUACAUGCAAAUGCAACGGGGUCCGCCUCCGAUGCACAUGAUGAGUCACCACAUGCCGCCCUACAACAACGGGUAUAACAACAUGGGACAGAGGCCUCCUUUAAGCUAUGUGCCGUACCAAAACCAAUCCGUACACCCAAUGCGUACGCCGUACGGAACUUCAGGCGGAAGUAUGAAUAUGAAUAUGUCACAACCCUUUCAGUCCCCAAAUUUAGCCUCGAUAUAUCAGGGCGUAGCGGCCAAGGUCGGUUCCGGUCUGAUUGACGACCCGCUGGAGGCCUUCAAUCGCAUCAUGAAGGAGAAGGAGCGGAAGAAGGUAGAUCGAUUUCGUAGUUCAGAUCACCACAGGUCGAGGUCUCCUGACAGGCAGCGGCACCGCUUCAAGUCUCCCAUGUACGAAAAGGAUGGCCCCAGGGACAGCCUCAAGGACAAGAGACCGCGGUCCCGGGAAAGAAAGAGAGAAUAUAGCUAUGAGCGGCAUAUGCGACAUCCUCGUUCUAGUCGCCAGACCAGCGAUGGCUCCAGAUCACCAGGCAGCAGAGGCAAAAGAUCCAGUCAUCGCCGCUCUGCGUCUCCUAAGCCGGCCUAUAAGAGUGAUUACAGAGACAAGCCGAGGUUUGCUCCAAAACCAGACCCAGUUGAGCCUCCUCCGCCCGGAUUCGAACCGUUGCAGCUGACGGAUGACGAAGGCUAUAAGAACAAGCACCAAGCCAGCUCAGAAGUAUUACAUAGUAGCGGCAGCAAGGGCGGAAGCUUAAAGAAGAGUGAGGAUGGCAGACACGAAGAGGCGCCUCGUAAACGCCACAGGUCCCGCAGCAAGAGCAAGGACUCCAAGGCGAUCGACGGCAACUUCAGAAGCUUGACGCCGCCGGCGAAGAUCACCACUCCGAAAAUGACGGCUGUUCAGUUGCGAGAGCGCGAGUGCUCACCGAAAACGCCGGAAAGGGCCCACGAUGAUUGUCUUGAGGCUAAGGCUAGAGUAGUUGCACCGCAGCCUGCCAUUAACGAUUCGGAUUUGGGGGCCAAUGUAGGAAAGGAAAACAAGGCAAAAAGUCCUUUAUCAAAGGAGCGCAAAAAAAAGAAGGACAAGGCUGAACGAAAGAAAAGUAAGAAGGACAAGCGGGCUAAGAAGGAAAAGAGUGAACGUCAGAAAAAGAGUUCCUCGGUGAAUCGAUCUGAUUCAGAUAUAAACAACAGAUCACUGGUAAAUGAUACAAACUAUAGGGUCUUGUUGUCUCCGAAGGCAAGUUCUAACUUUGAAAUUGAAUCAGCUGCAAUAUCCCCCGCCCACAACACUUCUGAAAACCUUAAUCCCAAAAAGAGCCAUGAGCACUUAAGUGGGGAUUUUGUCACUGACGACAAACUUGGUCCGAGAAGCAAACGCAGCGAGGCUAAUUCCAUCAAUUUGUCUAAAUGGGAACUGGAGGAGAACAACUUAGGCUUGGAAGACUCUUCCAAAAAAUCUGGAGCGGCUUUGGAUGACCAGUCCGAGAUAACAUCGGAUGUGCUGCGAAAAGCCGAAAAUGCAAUAUUUGCGAAGGCUAUAAACGCCAUAAGGCCGGUGGAGUUUCAAGUUAUCAUCAACUCCAAGGGCAACAGCAAGGAACGUUCUGUAAUCAGAAACGACAAGGAUCGCACGCCUUCACCACGGCGUACCAGCAGCAGGUCGGUCAAGGAGAGGCUGGGCAUCAAGGUUCGGAGUGAAAGAAGCCGUUCCCCGGACAGGUCGAAAGCCCGGCGAAGGGAAGCGACAACAAAGAGCUCCGACGACGAUGCAAACCGGGGCAGAAGCGAUCGGCAUGGCAGCCGGAAAAGGGACAACAGGUCUCGGGACAGGAACACGGGAUCCGACAAAAGACAGGAGCGUUCUUACAAGCGGAAUACACCGGAGGACGACAAGCACGGACGGCGUCAAUAUAAAGAGCGUUCCGACCCCAAGCUCGCCAAAUAUGAUCAAAUCAAUAGCGAAGACUCGGAACGUAGGGGGGACCGAAGGAACGCGAAGUCCAGCGAAAGCCGAGUGGUGUCUUCCGUUACUGCUGUGGCAGCUGCUCCCAAGCCCUGUCGACCCGACAACCCGUUCAGGAAGUUCGUCGACAACAGUUCGUCGAGCAGUUUAGUUGUAAAAUAUGAUAACACGAUACAAAAUGAGGCUGUGUCCUCGGACAACAGCCUGGAACAUAGGAAGCAAAAAGAUAAGAAACUGAAGAAACAAUCUAAAUAUUCGUCAACCGAGUCCUUGAGAAGUGAAAAACGCAAGGAACUAAAAAGCAAGAAAAAGAGCAAGAUUUUGAAGAAGAAGAAAAAAUCAAAGAAGUAGGUUACGCUAGGAUAUGGAUUAAGGAAAUUAUAAAUAUUGAAGAUUUUUCUGUGUACAAAUCAAAGAUUUUUAAUGUAUGUAUUUAUCAUGCAACUAAGUAUGUAUACAAAUAAAACAGACCUACUCAAGGAAUAUAAAA
This is a messenger RNA of Drosophila ficusphila, 3953 nucleotides long. RefSeq names its product E3 ubiquitin-protein ligase RBBP6 (gene snama). Gene Ontology annotation, cellular component: nucleus. Gene Ontology annotation, biological process: protein ubiquitination; ubiquitin-dependent protein catabolic process; mRNA processing. The record is from RefSeq and is a predicted model, not a curated record. Lineage: Eukaryota; Metazoa; Arthropoda; Insecta; Diptera; Drosophilidae. Gene Ontology annotation, molecular function: ubiquitin protein ligase activity; zinc ion binding; nucleic acid binding.